UCCUGGUUCUCGCUCUUCGCCUCCAAGUGUAAUUCGAACACGGAGGUGACCUUUCCCAGUAACCGUUUCUCUCUUCGUUCCCGACUCACCAAUCUCGCAAAACCUAACCCUAGCGCUAGCCUUAGCCUCCACAGCAGCUCGUCAGACCACAAAAACCCUAAUCCUCUUUGAUCACAUAUGGCCGAGCACCACAAAAACAACCACAUGAAUGCGUCUUCUUCUGUUGCGGCCGCCGCUGAUGCUGAUAUGGCCACGGCUAUAGUAAUGGCGAUUGACGGAUCGGAGGAGGACUCGGUUUUGUCGGGUUCCCAGUUCCUGAGUCGGGAAGAGGUCCUGAAGCGGCGAACUCGCCGGCUUAAGCAACUGGUGGAGAUCUACAAAGAGUACUACUGGGCUUUGAUGGAGGAGCUUAAGCUCAAGUAUAGAGAGUACUAUUGGGACUACGGUAAAAGCCCCUUCGUUCAGGAAGAAGACGAUGACCACCACCAUAGGGACAUGGGCAACAACUCUGUUCCUGGAACAGCAACACUGGCACCAGAGGACAAUCAGAAUAGCAAAUUGGGGUCGGGAUCGGGGUUGGGGACCGGCAGUGGGAAUACGUGUGAGGUACAUGGGUGCAAGAUGAAGGCCAUGGCUCUCACCAGGUUUUGUCACGCCCAUAUAUUAUCCGAUGCCAAGCAGAAGCUUUACAAGGGCUGCACCUAUGUCACCAAAAGUUCAACUACCGGUCCUACUUUUUGCAUGAAACCAAUAUUGAGAGCUGCUGUUCCUUCUCUCUGCUCUGUUCAUCUACAAAAGGCUGAAAAACAUGUGACGAGGGCACUGAGGAAGGCAGGUCUUAAUGUUACUUCUACAAGUAAACUUGCUCCGAAGUUCCAUGUCGUAGUUGCGGAAUAUGUCCGGCAAAUUCAAUCCAAACGGAGAGCUGCACAGAAGGCACUUGGUGAUGCUUUGGAGAAGAAAGAGGGUGAUGCUAAUUGAAGAUUUGGAUGUGAAGAUAAAAAUUGUUUGUUAUAGCUUUGUGAACUUAGUGGAACAGACAGCAAGGAUGGAACUUUAUGGCUGAUUGGAAUUGGAUGAACCAAGACUGAGUUUUGGAUGGGGCAUGCGUUUGUCCCUUGGCCAGGAAAAAGACUUUUGCCUAUUGAAGUGGGUGGGGGAGCAUUUAUGGAGCUGUCAAAAGGUGCUAAGGAGUUGACAAAAGUUUAAAAUCUCUGGUUCAAAUGAUGUGGAUGGGUGUUUGUCUGUGGUGGAACGUGGGAAUACUGUUGGAUAUUAGCUGGAAGUUGAUCACUUUAUUUGUGACAGAUCCUUCUGGCACCACUUACAGGGAUGUCUGGGGAACAAGAUAAGUUAGCUAAUGUUCCUCUUAAAUAUCUUUGGUGUUGAUUCCGUCUUUGAGGUUUCACCUUCUUUCUAUGAAUAUGCCAUUCGUUUUAUGAGAAGAUUGGUCAAGAGAACUGAGUAAUUUGAUUUUGCAGUGUCAGGAGCCAGUUUGUUGCAGCCGUGUAGAUUGUACUUGGAAGCUGGUACAUGCUUGCCAGGGUGAAGUCCUGGAUGGAGUUCAUAUUAAAAAAUACGGUGGUAGCAAGGGGAAGACAAAUCUUCUGCCUGGACUGAAGUGCGGGGGAGUAAUGCUUGUGAAGAGCCGCGUCUGACAUUUAGAGCAAACCCUUUGUGUUGGCCGAGAGUUCUGUGCUGUUGCAUUUUAGCAUCCAUAAGCUUUUCUGGUGAUAGAUGAAAUUACCUGGAAAUAGUUCUGAUUUUUGACAAUUGAUACAAAAGCACUUGUGUUCCAUUUGUCAAAACUCUUUACACAAUAUAUCAGGGUUUAUCUGUCUGGAAGUAGUGUAGAACAUUUAGUUAUGGAAUCACACUAUGAAAUUGAGUAAAUAUGAGAAUGGGAAUGGUUUCAUGUAUUUGGGCA
Molecule: messenger RNA, 1927 nt
Organism: Diospyros lotus (date-plum)
Lineage: Eukaryota; Viridiplantae; Streptophyta; Magnoliopsida; Ericales; Ebenaceae
Exons: 4
Coding region: 178-981 (267 amino acids)
Cellular component (GO): NSL complex
Source: RefSeq, a predicted model, not a curated record